Messenger RNA from Talaromyces proteolyticus, 722 nucleotides. Its product is annotated as Oligosaccaryltransferase-domain-containing protein. Gene Ontology annotation, cellular component: oligosaccharyltransferase complex. The record is from RefSeq and is a predicted model, not a curated record. The transcript is spliced from 2 exons. NCBI's taxonomy places the organism in Eukaryota, Fungi, Ascomycota, Eurotiomycetes, Eurotiales, Trichocomaceae. The coding region runs from base 284 to 508 and encodes 74 amino acids.
CUUUUUUCGAGUAUUUAUUUGCUUCUAUACUCGGUGAUCGGUAUGUCGGUAUGUAGAUAGCCGCUGAUUGGCCGCGCGUCCGCUCUUAGUAGUAGUGCUAGUCGUCUUGCAAGUUGGUGCUGCACCAUCCAUCAGUGAACCACAUUGGGUCCAUCCAUGCAAUAACAGCUCCCAUUCAGAUGUUGAUAGACGACUACUGCUGGUAGAACACAUCCGUCUUGCUGCCCAGCUCUUCCAGCCUCCUCCUCCCCUCCGCGUUAUAUCUCAAACCGAACAAGCAGCCAUGAUUUCCGACGACGAUCUUUUUAGUCUCGCCAUUUUCCUCGGCUCCGUCGCCAUGCUCCUCAUCGUCCUCUACCACUUCCUCGAGAUCAACGCCAAAACCGAGGCAGAGCCUUCGCCCGAUAGCACAACAGAUACUGCGGCGUCGAAGAAGAUCCCUGUGGGUGCCGACCCCGUUGCGUUUACACCUGGCGCUGCUGUGGCUUCCAAAGUGAAACCGCGGUAGAUUAUUAUGUUUUGGCCUCUUUCGAACUCGCAUGCAUCAUACACUGGACUGGAAGAAGACAUGUUGUUUUAUUAGUAUUUCAGGAGGAAAUUGGCAGGGACAAGUCGCUACGCGAAUGUAUAUGGACCUUCAGAAGAUUGUGCGCUUUUCGAUGAAUUAAUUUAUGCUUGUAUUAACAUCUACCGGUCUUGCUCUUGGGUUUCGUGCUCUUGUU